GGUUUUGGUCAUUCGGAAUCUAUUGGGUGAUGGCACGACGCAUAUCCCUAGAUUCGUUCCGCAAAACGGGUCGCUCCGCCGGUUCGGGUCUCCCUGCCGGUAGUGUACUUCCAGCUUGCCCGCGUGGUUAACAGUUAACACGACUGCUGGUGGUUUCUGUUCGAUCUCCCGUAAUCCGUAUGCUUGCGCCAUCGAUCCUUUUCCCCUCCAACCCAAUUGUGAUCGAAACCAGCUGGAUCAAAGAGUACUUGAGUUGAAUUAUUACUCCAUAAGAUUUCAAAAUUAUGGAUUCAGGCAGACACACUGUAGAAGUAACUAGCUUGUCUCCUAAAGCAACAGAGAAGGAUGUUUAUGAUUUUUUCUCUUUCUCUGGUGCAAUUGAACAUGUUGAAAUUGUCAGAUCUGGUGAAUUUGUCUGCACUGCCUACGUGACAUUCAAAGAUGCGUAUUCUGUGGAAACUGCUGUCUUGCUUAGUGGGGCUUCAAUUCUGGAUCAACGUGUAUGUAUAACACGAUGGGGGCAGUAUGAGGAUGAAUUUGAUAUUUGGAAUUGGACUUCAUGGAAAAUUGAGAAUGAUACUAGUUCAACUCAGCCCUCUCAAGGAAGCCUAUCUGUUCCCAGUGCCACAGAAGCUGCAGCUAUGGCUCAAGACGUAGUCAAAACCAUGCUAGCAAAGGGGUACAUACUGGGCAAAGAUGCAUUAAGCAAAGCCAAGGCUUUUGAUGAAUCUCUUCAAGUCUCUGCAACUGCAGCAGCCAAGGUUGCUGAACUCAGCCAGAGAAUUGGCCUUACUGAUAGGGUCUGUGCAGGGGUGGAAGCCGUUAGAUCUGUAGACGAGAAGUACCAUGUCUCAGGGACAACAAAAUUAGCAGUGUUUGCUACAGGGAGAACAGCGGCAGCUGCUGCAAACACUGUGGUAAGCAGUAGCUACUUUUCUAAGGGAGCUCUUUGGAUGUCGGAUGCCUUAACUAGAGCAGCCAAAGUUGCAGCUGAUAUGGGCAGUCCUGGUGUUAACAAAUGAGGCUUUGUAUCAAAAUUUGUAUAGACUUGCAUGCCAGAGACAGCAUGCAGCCGCCAUAGUGCCAUUGUAUAUAGUAUAUACUAUAAUUCUCCUGCAAAUGGUGAUAAUAAUAUUCAGUAAUGAGCAAAGCUGUAAAAUAUCAAUCCAAAUCUUAGAAUCUUAGAGAGGGACCCCCCUCCCUAUCAAGUCAGGUGUAAUUCCAGAGAGGGGAGAAGGAUCUUGUUUGGUUUUCUUUUUAUAUGUAUGGUAACCUGCAUAUGUCUAGAGUGGUUCACUUGCUUGUCUUUUGAUAUAUGUUCUUGGUCUAUGCCCAAACCCAUAGCCAAUUUUAAAGAAGAUUGAUGAUAUUUCAUAUUGUCGGUGA
Molecule: messenger RNA, 1386 nt
Organism: Malania oleifera
Lineage: Eukaryota; Viridiplantae; Streptophyta; Magnoliopsida; Santalales; Ximeniaceae
Product: binding partner of ACD11 1
Exons: 5
Coding region: 285-1022 (245 amino acids)
Molecular function (GO): RNA binding
Source: RefSeq, a predicted model, not a curated record